This is a messenger RNA of Brassica oleracea var. oleracea, 614 nucleotides long. RefSeq lists its product as uncharacterized. Lineage: Eukaryota; Viridiplantae; Streptophyta; Magnoliopsida; Brassicales; Brassicaceae. The transcript has 3 exons. The coding region runs from base 101 to 367 and encodes 88 amino acids. The record is from RefSeq and is a predicted model, not a curated record.
AACGUAAAACCUACAGUCAAAACGCAAAAGGAAGUCUCUUUACGUCUCUCAACAUUCGCCGUCUUCCUUUCUCUCGAUCGAUUUCUUCUCCGCGAUUCCAAUGUCGAGCCGUUGGUUGAGACCUGAGGUGUAUCCCUUGUUCGCCGCUACAGGAGCUGCGGUUGGGAUCUGUGCGUUCUCGUUGAUUAGGAACAUCACCGGAAACCCUGAAGUCAGAUGUACCAAGGAGAACAGGGCUGCCGGAAUAUUGGAUAACCAUGCAGAGGGAGAGAAGUACAAGGAAAAUUUCUUGAGGACGUAUGUUCGCUACAAGCGUCCAGAAAUUAUGCCUGGACUCAACAAGUUCUUCACUGAUCCUACUUACUGAACCAACAUUUUCUCAAGACUUUCUUGUAUUGUUUUCUGGAACUGGGAUUUUUAUUGAAUCUCUCUGUGUCUCUUAAUAAAUCUCAUUUGUCAUGUAACCCUCCAGCAAAUGGCUACUUCAUUUUGCUGGUGGCUUAUGUUGUUUCUAUUAAGCAGAAUUACAACAAUUUGUAUUGAACUGCUCUCUGGAUACAUAACUGCAGUUUGUAUUGACAGGAUCUCAAGUUUAUAAACUCAAGCUCUUAUUU